Corylus avellana is the source of this 674-nucleotide messenger RNA. RefSeq lists its product as uncharacterized. Gene Ontology annotation, cellular component: endoplasmic reticulum; SNARE complex. Gene Ontology annotation, biological process: retrograde vesicle-mediated transport, Golgi to endoplasmic reticulum. Gene Ontology annotation, molecular function: SNAP receptor activity. NCBI's taxonomy places the organism in Eukaryota, Viridiplantae, Streptophyta, Magnoliopsida, Fagales, Betulaceae. The record is from RefSeq and is a predicted model, not a curated record.
UCCCUCUCCCACCGUGGUCCUCUCUCCCUCUCCUCCCUUCAGCACACGCCCGCUUCCGACCGACGACCCGAGGAACCAUCACCAACGAGCCCGACCACCAAAAAGGGUAUUCAGUGAUGAGAAUCAGUAAAACGGAAGUGAACUUGAGGAGGUUGCUUGCAGCUGCACCUCAGCAGCAAAAGCAGGCAAAACUUGUGCAUUAUGUUGCUACAUUACGAGAACAAUUAGAACAACUGGCUGAAGAGAGGACUCCUGAAGGCUUACCAAGGGUUUCAAAGGCUAUGUUGAAUGAUUAUUCGGAGAAGAUUGAAUCAAUCGCUUCCAAAUUAGCUGCUCCACUGAUUACUAAGCAUGAUACACCAGUAUCUGAGGAGCCCUUUGCAAAGACUGCCAUAAAUGAAAGCCCUUCUAAAACAGGAGCAGAAAAUCAUGUUCUCCCUACUCCUGGACUAAGAAAAAGAUUUGCGCCUGCAUCAAACAGUCAGGAUAGAAGAAUUCCUGACAGUACUGAACCUGCUUCAUCGACACCUAUCAAACUCGAUGCUGAAGCACAAGCACACAUUGAAAAGCACAGAAACCUUCAAGAGGACUUGACUGAUGACAUGGUUGGGUUGGCACAGCAACUUAAGGAGCAUAGUCUGAUGAUAAGCCAGUCCCUGCAAAACACUGAAAAG